Molecule: messenger RNA, 4975 nt
Organism: Cloeon dipterum
Lineage: Eukaryota; Metazoa; Arthropoda; Insecta; Ephemeroptera; Baetidae
Product: adenylate cyclase type 3-like
Exons: 20
Coding region: 225-3563 (1112 amino acids)
Biological process (GO): intracellular signal transduction; adenylate cyclase-activating G protein-coupled receptor signaling pathway; cAMP biosynthetic process
Cellular component (GO): plasma membrane
Molecular function (GO): adenylate cyclase activity
Source: RefSeq, a predicted model, not a curated record
AACGGCGGCGAACGGCGGAACCAAGCAAGGCAGCGCGGUGCUCGCGGGCUGCGCUCGCUGGCUCGCGUCAGUGCGAGCAAGCGGGCGCACCAGCGAGCACCCACUCGGCCGCGUCGCCGCGCCCUGCUGCUGCUCAUGCGAGAGCUACCCUGCGCCCCCGCAGUCCGCGGCCCUUCGCCACCGUCAGACUAAGCGAGCGAGCGAGCGAGACGCUGAGGGCGGAGAUGGAGCCGGAAAUGAAUCGGAUGGACUCAGUGGAAGAGCCGCCGUCGCACGCGACGCGCUUCAUCGCCAAAGUGGUGCCCGGCUUUCUGCAGCGCGCCUUCCCGGACGCCUCCCUCGAGCACCUGUACCAGUCGUACCGCGGCAAGCAGAAGAAGCUCGACAUCUUCUCCUUCUACCUGGCCUACCUCUGCUUCAACUUCUACGUUGCCGGCACCGCGGUCACCGGCGACGAGGACACCUGGCACAAGGGUCUUCUGUGGACGGCGGUCGCCUUUUCACAGGUUGGCUUGCUCCUGGCCACCUGCAUCACAACCAUCUUCUUCCUCGUCCAGAGAACGAAUAUGCAGUUCGACUUCCUGGAGAAGGUGUGGAUGGCGCUUCCAUACUUCGGCUGGUUGCUGGCCACAGGUCUCCUGUUGAUUUCGCUUCUGCUCGCGCGGCAUACCCACGUCACUCCAAGGGAGCAUCUAGGGUUCACGAUGAUUAUCAACUUUCUCAUCUACACGAGUCUGCCACUGCGACUGAGGUACUGCUUGCUGCUCAGCCUCACAAUGUGUACCUCUUACCUCACUGCCGCUUCAGUGCUCGGCAGAGAGGACCACCAGCUCGGCCAGCAGGUUCUGGUCAACUGUCUUCUUUUGGUGGCGACCAGCUUCAUUGGAUUGACGUCGUACUUUCUGUCCGACAAGCAGCAAAGAAGGGCUUUCCUUGAGACGCGCCAGUCACUUGAGGUCAAAUUGCUUAUAGAGGAGCAGUCGGCCGAACAGGAGCGGCUCCUCUUGUCCGUGCUGCCGGAGCAUGUCGCCGUGCAGAUGCGACAAGACAUGGGCACGGCCACCGAUUCGCAGUUCAAAAAGAUCUAUAUGUCCCGCCACGAAAACGUCAGCAUUCUCUACGCUGACAUUGUGGGCUUCACUGCCAUCUCGUCGACGUACUCGGCCUCCGAGCUCGUCAAAAUUCUAAACGAGCUCUUCGCGCGUUUUGACAAACUGGCAGACAAAUACCAUCAACUGCGCAUCAAAAUUUUAGGUGAUUGCUAUUACUGUAUCAGCGGCGCGCCUCAGGAACGGCCUGAUCACGCAAUCCUGUGCGUCCACAUGGGGCUGUCCAUGGUGGAAGCGAUCAAAUAUGUACAACACACCACGAAUUCGCCAGUGGACAUGCGGGUGGGCAUCCAUACCGGAGCAGUCCUCGCAGGCGUUCUCGGCCAGCGGCAGUGGCAGUUUGACGUUUACUCCAAAGACGUGGAGCUGGCAAAUAAAAUGGAGAGCUCGGGAAAAGCAGGGCGAGUGCACAUUUCUGAAAAAACGCUCUCGUACCUGGAUGACCACUUUGAAGUCGAGCCGGCACACGGCGAGAAGCGGGAGGAGGCUUUGCGAAUGGCUGGCCUCAAAACGUUCUUCAUCGUGCAGGCACUGAAGCCCUUCGAAGAAGAGGCGGAGACGAGAAACGGGUCGGCCAACGAGGAGACCAAAGUUGACGACAACAAUGUGAACACAAACGCAUCGACCGGAAAUGGAGAAUCUCUGGGCAUCAGAGUGAGCAAUUGUGAGCGGGUGCGAGAAAAUUCACACGAUUUUAGGCGGAGGUUGAGACAGGAUCUCCUGAACAGGGAGAGGGACCGGGCAGUGGAGAAACAGAUCCAACCGUGCACGCUUCAGUUCCGGGACGAGGCCAAAGAAAAGGCUUACCGAACACACAAAGCGUCUUUCCCCAGCGCUUCUACCAUGGCCUUUCCAGUCGCCGGUUUUGUCAUCACAGCUACCCAUUUGAUUAUUCUCCCUUGGACAAUAUCAAGCAUAAUCUACUCAUUAAUAAUGCUCAAAGUUCUCUUCGUCUUGUCAUUGAUUUACAUGGUUGAGGCAUUUCCUACAGUGUUUCCUCUCUCGCUGGUGAAGAUUAGCUCACAUUUCAACAGUGACUACAGGAGCCGAUUUCUUUCAGCUAUUCUGAGUGCCAUUCUUCUCUCUGGUGUUGUUUUAUUCCUUGAUUUUGUUUGCGAAAGCGUCGGAUCUGUGAACCUGAAUGUCACGGCAGACGCCAUGGCGAUUAAAGAGGGAACCAACCUGACUCAGUGGCCCUCCGACUGCCACUGCUACUUCCCAUCCUAUCUCGCCUACUUCGUCGUGCUUGUUUAUUUUGCCAUCACCCUGAGUGCAUUCCUCCCGACCUGGGCCAAAAUACUGGUCAUGCUCAUCCUUUUCAUCAUCCAAAGCUUGCUCUACACCCUCACCAACCUGGGAGCAUUGCUCAGCGCCGAGCGGAAAAUGCUGUUUGAUCCGGAAAAUGACCUAUUGCCGAUAAGCGACAAAAUCGAACUGCUCUACUUGAUGGGGACGACACUCGUCGUGCUGUUGACCGUCAACUUGUUUAACGAAAAGACGAGCCGCGUGCUUUUCAUCUGGCGCCUUACGGUGGAAGAGCAGCGGGAGAAAGCGGCAGAUAUGCGGCUGAGGAACGAAAGCCUUGUCUACAACAUUCUGCCACCUCACGUGGCUGCCCAUUUUUUGCGUCCCGGAGCUCCGAGACGUCACGACGAGCUUUACAGCCAGAGCUACGCCGAGAUCGGAGUGCUGUUCGCAUCGAUGCCAAACUUUUCCGACUUUUACACAGAGGAGUCGGUCAAUAAUCAAGGCCUCGAGUGUCUCAGAUUCCUCAACGAAGUUAUUUCCGACUUUGAUGCGAUUCUGGAGAGACCACAGUUCAAGGAGAUAAUAAUCAAAAUCAAAACUAUCGGGUCCACCUACAUGGCAGCGAGUGGUCUAAAUUUGAAGACAGAGGAGCAAGCCUUGGCGAGCCAAGGCUCAUUGUGGGCCCAUUUGGAGCUUUUGGUGGAUUUCGCGCUGGAACUGAAAAAGGCUCUCACCUCCAUCAACGAGCAAAGCUUCAACCACUUCGUACUCAAAAUGGGAAUCAACCACGGCCCCAUAACCGCUGGCGUAAUUGGAGCAAGGAAACCGCACUACGAUAUUUGGGGUAAUUCCGUCAAUGUUGCCUCGAGGAUGGAGAGCACAGGCAAAGCUGGAUGUAUUCAGGUGACGGAGGAGACGUGCGAAAUCCUAAAGCAAUUCGGCUAUCAAUUUGAGCAGCGAGGCCUGGUGUCGGUAAAGGGCAAAGGACAGCUGAUGACGUACUACCUGACAGGGAAGGGCGCGCCUCCGAGCGGCAGGGCCGGCGACGAGGCUCCCGAGAGCGUGGAGGGGCUAAGCACGGACCAGAUUUCGAUCGACCCCUCGGGCGGCGGAGACUCGAACGUGAGCGACAUCGACGGACUGAAGAGCAGCGCGAUUUCGGCCAACAGUGCCACCCACUUGCUGCCGACCCCCAACGAGGAGUGAGCGAAAUAUUAAAGCGCGCGCGUUCAGAACGGAUGGAUAGUGACGAGUCGACAAGCUCAAAAGGGACACGUGCGAUUUAGUUUUUCAAUGUGAUAACUGUUCGAUUUUUUGGGGAUACGUGCGGGACGCGGGCUGCGACUGGAACUACACAAUGGCCAAAUUAAACGCAUCAAAGUCGGUGCACGUACGAUACAUGAUUGAUAGAGAAUUCUGUGUGUCUCUGGUGUUUAAUAAGCGACACACAAACACACCCCGUUUCGUAAUUUUUGCAGUCAAUAUUUAAUACCAGCCAUAUUUGUGUCAUUUUGGCCGUUCCCUCGUCAAAUGACCAAAGAGCUCACUUUUGCGUUUUCACCGCAGUUAUAAAAGCAGUUGAGAGUUUUAAUGUUAGGAGUCGGAAGAAACACACGAGUUACAUCCGUUUUCUUCUCUCUUUUUACGCUCGAUCUAAGUCAUUGUGAUAUUGUACUAGGAACAAAAAACCAAUAAAAACACACACACACACACACAAAAUAAUUAUUAUUAGGAAGAGGUGGAUGUCACGUCAGCAUGUAGGCACAUAGGGAUCAUCGAUUGCGGAUAUUGUUUAGAGGUUGUUUAAUAACUUAACAAACACACGCAUCAUAGAAAAUAAUAUUUCAUGUUAAAUGUCAUUGAAGUAACAAACCACCCAGGACAGGACAGUUCUGCCCGCUUUACAGCUCCCCGCGAAUAGUGAAUUUCCAUUAUAAUAACUUUCAAAGUCAUAUCAGGAACAAUCCAUCCAGGCUUGCAACUUUCAUUUCUCGCAUCGUUUCUGAUCGGCAAAAGAAAUUCGUGACUUUCACACAUCAACCCGAAAUUAAUGCUCCGAGCUUACAAUUGAAACAAAGCCAAGCACAAUCCGGACAACAAGAAGUGACAUAUUUUAAACCAAAGUUUUAAAUUCUAACAAUAUAUAAUAAAGUUCUAUCGACCACAAACAUUAGUGAAAAGAGAUUUUUCUAAAUCCUAAACAACAAUCUUCGAAUUAUGAUUUCGGAAAUGAAACUAAAUGUUGUUCAACAAAGGGCCAAUCGCGGCGCAAUUGAAAAUCAAAAUUUUGUAGAGACGUAACCUCUCACUCUGAUCUCAGCCAAAACUCUGGCGCGCACUUUGUAUCUCUGCAUUUAUUUGCCGGGAAAAGGUCUAAUUAAACGGAACAAAUAUAUACCUAAGAUUAAGUAAUAUUUUACAAAAAAAGUUGACCGUAAGGUUUGGAUUGUAUCGAAACGAAGAUCUUUUGGAAGAGCUGUGCAAUAGUGUCUAUCUUUGUAUUAUAUUCGUGGACGAUUGCAACUGUCGCUACAUAAAAUUGCACAGUUUAAAAUGAACACAAGAUUUUUCCCAAGAUAUGAUGUUCGUUGUACAAAAUAAAAAAACCCGUCUGUGUA